Messenger RNA from Cydia splendana, 991 nucleotides. RefSeq lists its product as uncharacterized. The coding region runs from base 122 to 865 and encodes 247 amino acids. Gene Ontology annotation, cellular component: membrane. The transcript has 3 exons. The record is from RefSeq and is a predicted model, not a curated record. NCBI's taxonomy places the organism in Eukaryota, Metazoa, Arthropoda, Insecta, Lepidoptera, Tortricidae.
GGUGGGGGGGACACGAAUAAAACUGUAUGGCAGCACGGUAACUUCGCCAAACAUCGCUUGACAUCUCUCGAUGUCAGGAAAUCAAAGCCAGCGAGAGAAUUAGAAAAAUAAAUUAUUAAAAAUGAAACUGACGGUCGCUCUCGUGCUGGCCCUAGCGGCGUUCGCGCAGGCGGAAAGUGACAACACCAUGGAGAUCGCGAUGAGUUUCGUGAAGGACUGCCAAGGAGAUUACUUUUUAUGUGUCAAGGAAAAGCUUCUCAAGAUCGUCGACAACCUAAGGGCAUCACGGAGCAUCACCAUUGCUGAUGGCAUCAUCCUCAAGAGCAAUCAGGAAAUGCGGGCCCCUAAGAAGUUGGACAGCCUUCCUGUCGACCCCUCAGCCAGAGACGUCGAGGUCAACUACAGACUCAUGGAUGGCGUCGUCAGCCUCUUCGAGACCCACGCCGUCGAAGUCAAGCUCAACCAAGCCGACAAAGAGACCCUGCAGAGGUCACUCGAAGAAGGUCGUGGCAAGAAGAACAAGGGUGGCGGUAUGAUGGGCAUCAUGGGUCUCCUCGGAGCCAAGGUGCUGUUCGGUAAACUGUUCAUCGUCAAGCUCAUCGCUCUGAAGGCCCUCGCCACCGCUAAGGUCGCUCUAGUCCUCGCCGUCAUCCUCUUCGUCGCGUACUGCUUCAAGCAUGACCACACCAAGACCACCUAUGAGGUCGUACCUCAUGCUCACCACCACGAAAGCCACCACCCCGUCCACGUGGAACACUCUUCCCAUGGAGGCGGCGGCGGUUACUCCAGCUACGGUUCCGAUUGGAACAAGAACCUCGACGAGGCCCAGAACUUGGCCUACAGUGCGUACGGCCACAGCAAAUAGAAACUUACCAAAACCACUUGCGAGGACCAAGUCCGUCAGACCUCUAUUGUACAAAGACUUAUUUAUUUAACUUAUUAAAUUAUUUAUAUUAACUUAUUGAAUGAACGAAUAAACCGUUGUGUUGAA